Messenger RNA from Morus notabilis, 1572 nucleotides. RefSeq lists its product as uncharacterized. The transcript has 5 exons. The record is from RefSeq and is a predicted model, not a curated record. The coding region runs from base 1 to 1572 and encodes 523 amino acids. Lineage: Eukaryota; Viridiplantae; Streptophyta; Magnoliopsida; Rosales; Moraceae.
AUGGAUGACUUUGAGCCUCCGUCGUUCUCCCUCGGACUCGAUCUCUUCUUCGAUUCGGAGCCCCAAAUAGCCGCCGAAGCACCGCCCCAAGAUCCUCCCGCCGGUUCAACUAGCCCUACGCUCCAAGACGACGCCGGCGGGGACACGGACUUCGGGCCCCGCGUCGCCGAAUCGGAUCCGGAAUCCCGAUCCGAACCGCCUCGGGUUCUGAAACGGCUCCGGCGAGGACCUCCGCAGCUGCGCGAAACGACGGCGUUGAGGUCUUGUGUUGCUGAGGAUGAUAUCGAAGAGUUCUCUUCGCAAGAAGAUGUUCUUGAAGAACUGCACCCGCCAACACAAUAUCGUUCCAUGUGUAGUAGUUCAAAGAUCCCAUUACAUGGCUGUGGGGCUAUUACAAAACAAUCAAGCGAGUGGAAGGCAAGAAACAAAGAACCAGUUUCAACUGCAACAGCUUCUGCAAGUGCAGAAAUUAGCCAUAGUGAAAGAUUGUUUCCCAAGUUGACUAUUAGUCCUCUUCGAAAAUUCCAGUUAAUUGAUUCCGACUCUGAUGAGCCUUCCACAAGCGAAAAAGUUAUGAUCAUGGGGGAUCCUCAAAUUGAUCAAUCCUCCAAGAAGCAACAAUCUAAUCACGGCCAAUCUGCCACUACCAGUGGACAGAAAAGAAAUGCUUCAGAUUGUAUGCCUAAAAGUGCAGAUUUGUGGAAAGAUUUCUGCCCAGUUAAGAGUUUUCGCAUUCCAACACCUGCAUUAGAUGAGAUGUGUAAUCAAUACUUCCACUCUGUGAAGGACAAAAAUGCAUCUGUGAAACUAGGGAGUGAUAAAUCUGUCAAGAGCUCUUCAGGUUUUAGGGAAACUACAAAUGGCCAAAGCAUCGAACAACCCUGGAAUACAGCUAAUCUAAUUCUGCCUGCUCAUCGUUACUUUCUCCAUCAUGAUCCAAGGAUUCGGAAGUUAGUUCGCAAUCGCUUACCCAACUUCUUUCCACUAGGUAUUGAUGAGAACAAUGAAAAUCAGCAGAAUGGUGCAGCAGUUAUUGAUUACAUGGGCCAAUUUGGCAAUAGAGAGCCUUCGAAACGACAAGCAACUCAACAAGUUGAUCCUGAGAGAAAUUCAAAGAGGGGAAGGACUAAAGCAAAUGCUGAGAACAGCUCAAAAAAGCAAAGUAAUACGUCAAGAAGACUAAACGAAGGAGGGGUUUUGCAUGCUUCUGAAGGUUGGGUAGAUCCAAAACGAGGGAAAGUAGCAGGGAAAAAGAGUGUUAAGAAAAGCUCGAAGAACCGACGAAAUACAGCGCAAGCAUCUAGUGCUGGAGAAGGCUUGCAUGACUCUGGAAGCUGGUUGGAUCCCAGAAGCAGUGUUACUAGCAAUAAAAAGAACUCAGGAAAACAAGGGUCGCAUUCGAAUGGUCAAUCUGUCGGUCAAUGGUAUACUGGCCCAAAUGGACGGAAGGUUUAUGUCAACAAAAAUGGGCAGGAGCUGACAGGUCAAAUUGCUUACAGACAAUACAAGAAGGAUAAAGGAGGGCUUAAUAAAGCCGAAAGGAAAGCCAGUUCCAAGAAGAAGAAAAGCUGA